UCCCAGUUAUUACCUCGGUCCCCCUCUCCCAGUUAUUACCUCGGUCCCCCCCCUCUCCCAGUUAUUACCUCGGUUCCCCCAUCUCCUUCCUCUCUGGCUUAUUUUACAAAGAGGGGAAACCGCCACAGACAUGGCAUCUUCGUCGGGCAAUGAUGACGAUCUCACCAUCCCCAGGGCUGCCAUCAAUAAGAUGAUCAAAGAAACUCUGCCCAACGUCAGGGUGGCCAACGAUGCCAGGGAGCUGGUGGUUAACUGCUGCACCGAGUUUAUCCACCUCAUCUCCUCCGAGGCCAACGAGAUCUGCAACAAGUCCGAGAAAAAGACCAUCUCCCCCGAGCAUGUCAUACAGGGUGAGUGGCCAAAUGGUGGAAACCCCACCCCCUCUCCGAUCUGUAGGACUUCACAGGGAUAAUUACUGACGGAGAAAUGUCAGGAAUUCAAGAUUUAGUGCACCUUUUAGCUGAAUUUAAUGCAGGGCUGUGUUUAGGGGUUAUUCACAAAUCUCUGAAAUGUUGAGAAUUUGAAUGCAUAUGGCAAAACCAAAUUCAGAAUAACAGAUAUGGAAACAGUUUGGUUAUGUUCACAGCUUGAAUGUUUUUAUGAUUCAGAUUUUGAUUGGUUAGUUUGCAGUUUUAUGAAUAAUACUGUUGGUACUCUUAAAAUUUUAUUUAGAUAUUGAGGCCUAAAUUGUGAAUUUCACUUCCAAUAUACACAUUAGGGAACACAUCUGUAAUUUUCCAUUAUGCCUAGUAUUAAAGAAACUCUAUAGUCACGCCGACCACUUUAUUUUAAUGGAGUGGUCUGGGUGCAGUGGUCCUGUCACUUAAACUGUGGUGUGGAAAUUACUGCUGUUUUUUAAGAUCCUGCAAUGUUUACGUUGCAUGGUUAAAUAUACAUCUAGUGGCUGUAUUCCAGACAUUCACUAGAGGUGCUUCCUCCUCCAAACUUGGUCUGGGAAGCAAAUGCUGUUGAAAACAAAGAAUCUCCAAUCCAUUGCUGCUCUUUAGGAAGAAAUGGCUUGGAAGAUAUUGCAAAUGAUGUCAGCUUCGAUGUAGAGCUGUAGGCUGUGGCAGAUGAGUCCUAGCACAGGAAAAGACUGUAGUUUAUACAAACGUGAAUAAAUAAAUAGGUUGAAGGACCCCCCCCAAAGUUAACCUUCAACUGGCAAAUGUUAGUGGGAAAAAAUGUAUAAAUAUUUUUUUAACGGAGUACAUAAAACAAGUCAUGAGCAUCUUUUGUCAGAAUUGACAAUCACCCUUUAAAAGGUUACUCUAAUAGUUUGCCUUUUUAGGCUUAGAAUGCGCUAUUAAGCAUUGCUAAAAUGUCUCCCUCCAUCCCAUGAAACUUUAAAGGGCUCUUAUAGUGCCAGGAGAACAAACCCGUUUUCCUGGCAUUAUAGGCUCUUGGAGUGCCCCCUCCCUCUAGACCCUCGGCGCUGAAGGGGUUGAAACACCCUUAGCCACUUACCUUAAUCCAGCGCUGGGCUCCCUCGGUGCUGGUGACCUCUCCUCCCCCACUGACGUCGGCUCCCAAAUGGAGCUGAAUGCGCGUGCGUGCAUUUAAACACGCCCAUAGGAAAGAAUUGCUCAAUGCUUUCCUAUGGGGAUCUUAUUUGACGCUGGAGGUCCGUGAGGACGUCCAGCAUCAAGUAAAUGUGAUUUACUUAGUGUAAAUCGCGUAAGCGGCCUCUAGUGGCUGUCAAGGAGAAAGCAACUAGAGGCUGGAAUAACCCUGCAGUAUAUACAUAGCAGUUUCUCUGAAACUAUGUUUUCAGCUGCAGGGUUAAAACUAGGGCGACCUAGCACCCAGACCACUUCAUUAAGCUGAAGUGGUCUGGGUACCUAUUGUGGUCCUUUAACAGAUAAAGUUUAAACGUACGUGUAAUUCAGUGCUUGAAGAAGUUCCAGGUACUGAUCUCCGUCAUCAGGGGCCUCUAAGGGGCCUUAAGUCUGCCUUCAGUGGCUGUCUGGGGGCACUUCCGGAAUCAGAUUUCCCUCAUAGGAAAGCAUUGAAUAAUGCUUUACUAUGGGGAGGUCCAAUGCACGCAUGAUCAAUGUCACGCAUGCGCAUUAGGUCCCCCUGCCGACGUCAGCCGUAAGACAUUGGCAUUGGAUUCAGGUAAGUGACUGAAGGGGGGUCGUGAGGGAGGGGGGCAUUGUAGGGACCUAUGGUGCAAGGAAAACGGGUUUGUUUUUCUGGCACUAUAGGAUCCCUUUAACCUUGCGCAUGUAAGUAUUGCAGUUUUUAUAAAUUGAAAUAAUUACCUGCUAGGGUUAACUCCAUCUCUAGUGGCUGUCUACCAGGCAGCCACUAGAGGGAAUUCCGGGCUUGAAGGCGACUUUUGGUUGCCUAACUGCCGAUGGACAUCCUCACACUAUGCAUGAGGACUUCCAGCGUCACCAGAAUCCCCAUAGGAAAUAAUUGUAUUAUAGGGAAAUCCUAACGCAAGCGCGGCUGUUGCAGCGCAUGCACAUUAGGUAUGAGAUCUCACAGAGGGCAGGAAGGAGUAAAGAGCUAGCUUCCCUUGCAGGCACGCUGUCCAAAAAGAUCUUUACAUCUGUUGUCAGCAUGCUCAGUCCGCUGACAACAGAAGUCAAAUAUGCACAGAAUUUACAUUAUGUAUAAACAAAAGGAGGAAUUCCGCACUCUUAUCAGAAUCUCGGUACUGCCAGACCUGGGGUUGGCUGCCCCUCCAGUCAUCAUUGAACAAUUUACAUUGGGCUGUACCGGACUGCCUAAGGCACAUGUGUUGGGCGUAUAACUAAAUCCCAGCACAAAAGUUAAAAUAUCUCCGGAUGUGCAGCAUUUCAGAUCACUGAAGUGGUCAUGGUGGUUGGCAAAACCCUUAAAGCCCAUAACCUGCUUUGACACAAGGAAUGUACAAGCAUUCAAAUCCAGAGCUCUGCUACAUGCGUUGCUGAUUUGAGGUCUCCUGAUUGGACAGAUCUUUACAACAAAUGUCACUUCAUGUCUACAUUUUCUUCAUAUAAAAUUGUUGGUAGAUAUGUUAGUAACUGGUGCAGUAGACAUGAAUGCAUUUGCAAAUGUUUGUCCUGUGAUCUUUUAAGAUUUGUUUUGUUACUCCAUACCUUCUUUGUUUAAUCAUUCAUUAACGUUUAAGGAUCUGAUAACUGGAGAAAUGCAGCUGAGAAAUUUACCCUACUCUACACUUAGUUCGUCAGGUAAAUGUAAAUAGUCCUUUUAUAUUUAGCAUGUAGCUGCAUUUGAGAAUUCAGCUCUAUAAAGACAAACAAUUAAGUGGUUUCUCUGUGAGUGAAAAUAAGUGAAAGCUGCCUGGUUUCAGUCUUUGAGGUGCACAAGAAUGCAAUUUGCAUGUUUCAAGAUGUUUUGUAUUUCAUGCUGACUGUGGAUGAAAAGCACACGCUAAAUCAUGGGUCGUCAACCUGGUCCCUACCGCCCACUAGUGGGCAUUUCAGGAUUCCAGGUGGGUGGUAGGGAUUUUCUCAUUUUGAGACUGGGCGUGUGGGUGCGAGCCGGUGGUACCCCUGCGACCGGGUACCGCCAUCACCACUGCACGUCACUCCUCCCAGCUAACACUGAGAGCUGCACGGGAGGAAGACCAGGGAGUCAGAGUGGGAACUCUGACUCCCAUCCAUCUGAGCCACCACUGGUGACAGUGGAAACAGGAGGGUGACUAAAAUAUUUUGUGUGUCUUUGUAUGUGUGUGUCUUGUCUUUGUAUGUGUGUGUCUUGUCUUUGUAUGUGUGUCUUUGUAUGUCUUGUGUGUAUGUGUGUGCCUGUAUGUAUGUGUGCCUGUCUGUUUAUAGUGGGAUACCUAGCUCAGCCUUCCUACUGGGCAUUGAUAUAGGGAAGGUUAAAAAAUUGGGGGGGGGGAGGUGGGGAGAGGAAUUGAGGAGGGAGAUGAGCUGACGCACAGAUGAGAAAUCAUAUUAUGCACAAACAGAGAAGUCGUCUGAAUAACACCGAAAGAGGAGACCUUCGUUUGUUCCUUACGAAAAUCGAACCAGAUAUCAAAUAUUUAGUCUUGCAGCCUCAACCUCAAGAAUCUCAUUAAUCACUAGUAAAGGUAAUUUCAAUUUACUUUUUCUCAUUAAACUUUAUAAAGUUAAAAACAUUAUAAACAUGCAUUAAGUAGAAAUAAAAAGAUAAAUGUACGUACAUUUAUUUAUUUAUUUUUUAAAAACACCCUCCUUUCUAAAAAAUAUUCUGCACUUGCGUGAAAACUGGUGGGCGGUAAGGACAUUUUUUCAACCAAAAAGAUGCAUUAGUGGACGGUAGGUAGAAAAAGGUUGACUACCACUGCACUAAAUCAUUUUCAAUUAGCUUUGCCCACUUAAUCGGAAAUUGACAAUUAACCCCUUCGCGACCGAGGACGGUUCAGGAACGUCAUCGGCAUUUUUGGCUUGCCGACCUAUGACGGUCCUGAACCGUCCUAACGGUCAGAGGUACUUACCUGAUCGCCGUCGUUCCCCCGGCGGCGAUCAGCGUGGCUCCGGUUGUGGGGAGACUGCCUGCAGCCCAGACAGUCUCCCCACACUGGAUUAGGACCCCUGUGGCCAUGUGAUCGCUUAACACAGCGAUCACAUGGUCACAAUACGUGUCCAUGUGUCUGCCUGCAGGGGGACUGUCUGUGCUGACAGGCAGUCUCCCUGCUAGUGUAAAAUCAUUAAAAAAAUAAAGUUAGUGUUAAUAAAAAUAAUUAUAUGUGUAUAUAUGAUAUAUAGACAUAUAUUAUAUCCAUAUAAUAUAUGUCUAUAUAUCAUAUAUAUAAUGUCAUACUAAGUGUAUUUUUAUAUUAAUAUGUACUUAUAUUAAUAUAAAAAUACUUAUUAAAUUACACACGUGUGUGUGUGUGUGUGUGUGUGUGUAUAUAUAUAUAUAUAUAUAUAUAUAUAUAUAUAUAUUAUAAAAUAUAAAUAAGUAAUUUAAAUUAAAUAAUUUUUUUAAAAUAAUAAAAAAUUAAAAAAAAAUUAUAUCUAUAUGAAAUUUUAUUCUAACUGUAUUUUAAAAUUAAUAUAUAUUUAUAUCAAAAUACACUUAGAAUGAAUUUGUAUAUAUAUCUGUGUAUAUAUAAAUAAAAAUACGAAAUAUACAUAUGUCCAUAUACAAAAUUACAUAAACAAUUAUAUAAAUAUACACGUAGACUUCAAAUAUAUAUGCAUAUAUAUUUAAAUUCUACGUGCGUAUUUAUGUAAUAUUUUUACAUAAUUCAGUAAUUUUAUUGAUUGCAAUUUGAGGGACCUGCCUGCCAACCCAGGCCGAAAUUCCAGAGAAUUUAAUUUGCUAGCACUGUAUUUUACCCUGUAACGUUCUACGACACCCUAAAACCUGUACAUCGGGUGUACUGUUUUACUCGGGAGACUUCGCUGAACACAAAUAUUAGUGAUUUCAAAACAGUAAAACAUAUCACAGCGAUGAUAUUGUCAGUGAAAAUGACUUUUUUUGCAUUUUUCACACACAAACAGCACUUUUACUGAUGAUAUAACACUAAUAUUUGUGUUCAGCAAUGUCUCCCGAGUAAAACAGUACCCCCCAUGUACAGGUUUUAUAGCAUUUUUGAAAGUUACAAGGUCAAAUAUAUGGGUCAAAUAUUUUUACAUUGAAAAUGGCCAGGUUGGUUACGUUGCCUUUGAGAGCGUAUGGUAGACCAGGAAUGAGAAUUACCCCCAUGAUGACAUACCAUUUGCAAAAGAAGACAACCCAAGGUAUUGCAAAUGGGGUAUAUCCAGUCUUUUUUAGUAACCACUUGGUCACAAACACUGGCCAAAAUUAGCGUUCGAUUUAGUUUUUUUUACUUUUUCCACACACAAAUAUGAAUGCUUACUUUGGCCAGUGUUUUCGACUAAGUGGCUACUAAAAAAGACUGGACAUGCCUCAUAUUGAAUACCCUGGGUUGUCUACUUUAAAAAAAAUAUGUACAUGUGGGGUGUUAUUCAGAGAUUUAUGACAGAUAAUAGUGUUACAAUGUCACUAUUGAUAAAUUUUAAAAAUGUAUGUGUUGAAACCACAAUAUCCUACUUGUACCUAUAGCCCUAUAACAUGCAAAAAAAAGCACAAAAGCACGUAAACACAGGGUAUUUUUAAACUCAGGACAAAAUUUUGAAUCUAUUUAGCAGUUUUUUUCAUUCGCUUUUGUAGAUGAGUAAAAGAUUUUUCAAGUAAAAGUAAAAAAAACAUGUGUUUUUUUUUUCAAUUUUUCAUCAUAUUUUUUUAAAAUUAAAAUACAUGAGUUUAUGUAAAUAAUGGUAUGUAAAGAAAGCCCCUUUUGUCCUGAAAAAAACAAUAUAUAAUUUGUAUGGGAACAGUAAAUGAGAAAGCGGAAAAUUACAGACAAACACCACAAAAGUGUAAAAAUAUGCCUGGUCGCAAAUGUACAACAUCGCAAAAAAGGUCCAGUCCUUAAGGGGUUAAAUAGCAUAAUUUAAGCAAUAUAAACAUUAAGAUAACACAAGAUUAAACAAGCCCUGUGCUCAAACUCUCCAGUUGACUAGUUUUUAUUUUACCACAGUUUCUCUGUAAGUUCUAUUUGCUUCUAAAAAUGUUUUUAUUUAAUUUUUUCCUAUGAUCAUCGGACUAUGCAAGUGUUAUCGGUCUCUUUUGUGAUGGACCAUGUUACAACAAUAGUAUUGGUCAUGGAAAAUAGUAUGUAUAACACCAAAAGGAGUUCUGUGCAAACAUUACUUUAAAAUAUUUGCAAUGGCUUGAUGAAUUGUCUGCAUGUUGCAGAUGUGAUCUCAGGAAACAAAUGCAUUGUCUUGUAUGCUGCUGAAUUGAUUGCAUAUAUUGAUGUUGGUGCUUGUGGAUUGGAACAUUCUGGUGUAUUAAAGGGAAGUUCUUUUGUGAAUCAUUCACCACCUUUAGUAGAGAGCUGAUUAGAUGGUCAUGUUGCAUCUGGAAGAAAGGAAGUUAACAUAUUGCUACAUAGAGUUCAGAGAGAAUAAUAUCAAAAGUAUUUUACCAGGAAGGAUACAUUUAUAUUUGUCAUACCAGUGAAAGAAAAUGCAAAUAUCCGGUUAAGAUUGAGUUGGGUAUUUAUUUAAUAUAGUCCUUACCAUUUCCCAGCAUUGCUGAUGGGGAGAGAUGAAUGCAACUUAGAUGGAAUUAUGCAAAAACACUGGAGUCUGAAUUUGCAUCCUACAUAUGUAGAUUUCCAUAAAUGUGAGGAUACAAGUAAUCUCAGGACACUUCAUGAAAUAUCUUACUGUGAAAAUUGUAUACAGUUACAAGUUGGGAUUCACUUUCUAGUGCUGAUCAGGUAAUCCUUUUGGGGGAAAACUGUUAAAAACAAUUGUUAACCCCUCCUAAUCAUCCCUUAAAUGCUGCCAUUCAAAUAGUUACCUCUGUUCUUUCUUUUCCCAUUGACGGGACCGACGGCCACCCAAUCAGUAGGCAGACGCAGAGCUUGGUCACAGCGGUGGAAUGCAUGCCCGGGAGGCCUUGCUUUCCACCUCAGUUUUGACAGCGCUAACGGGCCUUAGUGGCUGGAAUUUUAAUUCUGGCAUGAAAUUUAAAAAGCCUAUUUGAGCUGUGUUGACAAGGGUUGUCAUGACAGGUUUACCGUGUCACUAGCCUGUAGCGAGUGUGCUACACCACUUUCUGAUGGAUGCAAGAAAAAGACAUGCAAACCACAGCUUAUCAAAUUUUUGGGAAAAGACAAAUCAGAAGGCGAUGCAAUUUUUUUUUUUUUUUUUUAAAGGGACGCUGUAGGCACCCAGACCACUUCAGCUCAUUGAAGUGGUCUGGGUUCCCUGUCCCUAUUGCCCUUAGUGCUUCAAUGUUAAACAUUGCGGUUCCAAGUCAGCUUCUAGUGGCUGUCUAGCCAGUAGAGGACUUCCUGGUUUGAAACGGACCUUUGGUCCACUAUCUGAUGCUGGAUGUUCUCUGCAUGAGGAGCUCCAGUGUCAGAUUUUUUUCCAUAGGAAAGCAUUGAUUCAAUGAAUGCGCAUUAGAGCCCGCUUGUCUUGGGCGGAGGAGGAUGAGCUUCAACCUAGCACCGAGGGACAUCAGCACUCAGAUCAGGUGAGUAAAUAAAGGGUUUUUAACCCUUUAUACACUGGGGAGGGUGGCGCGCAAGGGAGGGGUGAAUACAGCUUUGUGAUAGUACCUCUUUAAGGUAGUUUCUAGAGAAUCUCAAACAUUUGAAAAAUUUAAAGCGGCAAAAUCCAGAGAGCCUGUAUCUGUCCAGAACAGAUCCAUACAGAAAUGUAAGAGAAACAGGUCCUCUUCUCAUUCUGAUUUAUCCUCAGGUGAAUGCUCAUCAGUAUCUGAUGUAUUCAACCAAAACUCAAGUGUGGAUUCAGGUUUUUCACAUGCAGAGCUAAAUAAGUUUAUCAAAGAGGUUUCAGCUAUUUUGUAGGAAGGUGAAACUUCUAAGAAAAAAAAAUAGAAAUGUUUUCCCAUACAUCUAAAACUUCUGAAACUGGUGCAGCAGGAAUAACAAAAAAUCCUGAGGAAAGGGUAUUUAUUUCCAAACAUUUUAAACAAAUAUUCAAACGGCAUACAAUUAGAAAUUGGAAGAUCUCCCUAAGAAUGCGUGUUCAGAUAGCUACACUCUUGAAAAAGACCACUCUCCCUUUUUGCAAAGUAGCAGGUCCCAAAGGCCCAAUGGAUAAACGGUCAGAGAGAUCCUGCAGUAGAGUUUGAGUGGCAAGGCACUGUGUCGCAGUGUUCGUUGCCAUAACACAGAGUAUAAGGCUGCAAUCAAUGAAAGAUUGUAUUGAAGGAUCGGAAAAAGACUUGGCACAUCUGCUUAAGAACGUGUGCUACAUCAUGGGCAAAACAUACACACAAAGUUCAGUGACAAGAAGACCAAAAGACGAUAAGAGGAGGAAGUUUUGACGCCAGAAAAGUGGGAGGAAGACUGCAAUGGUUCAAGCAUCCUUGGAAACAGACUAGAACAAAUCCAUGGAUUUUAAGCAAAAUAGCAGAUGGGUUAUUUUCCAUAUCUAGGUUUAUGGAAAGACCCGCACUAAAAUUCCUGAUUUCUUCCUAACAAUAUCUGUUAAACAUAGAUGCGCUUCUAUCCGAAUCCCUGAUUCUUUUAAGAAAAGGAGUUAUGGAGAAGGCCCAAAGGUAACAAGUAUACCAAGGGGUAUACUUAAGGCAAACUGACACAUGCACGCACUUACUUACUCGCUGGCAGGCGCUCCCUCGCUGGCCGGGAGGUGCUCGCUGGCAGGCAUUCUCACUGACUGACACAGACUCACUUACGGACACACUGCUACACAUUCUCACACACUCACCUGACGCCUGUGAUUUGUCAAGCCCUGUAGUAAAUUAUAUUUUACAUUUCUUUUAAUAAUACUUGUUUUUCUAACUGAUCUAUCUGUUGCUGCUCUGGUAUGGAAGAAAAUGAGCUGAUAUUUUUCCAUAGCUUGUUCAUGAGUCAAUAGAUUUGAGCACACUCGGAUACAGAAUUUUCAUUGUUAUAGGGAUGUUUCUGAAUAGAUUAAUGUUACCAUUUCACAGCAAAGAAAUAAGGUUGACCUUUUGACAGUGUUUUCAGAUUAGUCACCCAUAAAGUAAAUCACUUUGAUAUGAAAAUCAAAUAUUUGUAUAUGGGUUAUUUUACAACACUUAAGAUUGUGUAAUUAAAGGACACUGUAGGACCAAUACAAAAUUUAGGUAUAUGUGCAUUGUUUUUGUGUGUGUAUCUAUAUGUAGAUAUUUAUAUAGCUGCCAAGGGCAGGGAUGGAACAUUACUUAAACAAAGUGAUGCUAUGUGGUAACCAAGUGCCUUGGACUUAGGUCCAUUACCACUGUUGUUAUGAUUUUAUAACAUUGAAUUCCUUCAUGAAAGUGGCAGUAUAGGCUGUAAGAUACCUGUUGUGUGUGUGUUGAUUUAAAAAAAAAAAAAAUUAUUUUAUACAUACUAUACUAUGAAAACAUGUAAAUGCAGUUCAUCUAAUUAAUUUCACUCACUUAGUUGCCCUUAGAGAGUGGAACUUUUGCUUUGGAACCCUUUCAGGGCUGUUAGGAAAAGUAGUUUAGUGAAACAUCAGCUUUAUUUUUAGCCGUAAGGUUUGCAGAAAUUAGGCAACUGGGUGGAUUCAGAAUGGGUUAGGAGCUUUAAUUUCCUUUCCUUUUCUCUUACCCACAGAAAAUAAUGCUAACAAUGCCAGCAUAUAUAGGUUUAUACAGCCAUGUAAGAAUUUGUCUUAAGUGAGACUCUGGCUGAGGCUAAUUGGAGUUUAAAAAAAUAAUUGCUUGUAGAUUAACUCCAUAUUUGUCUCUUCCAAUGAGGUAUGAUGAGAAUUUUACUCUCCACUAGCUUUAUGUAGCAAGUUACCAUUUCAAUUGACAGAAAAAAAAAUCAAUGAGCUGUGUGUAUUUAUGGUUAUGAUUGCAUUUUAUGCCAGCAAGUGCUAUCUUCAACUUGAAAAAUUAUGAGCAUCAGUUUUUCUUGACUGCAUGGGUGUUAUAGCAAAUUUCCGGUUCGCUGUAUUAAUUUAGAAACAUUGUUUAUUUACUUUUUCGUUCCCAUCUUUUUUCAGCACUAGAGAGUUUGGGCUUUGGCUCCUACAUCAGCGAGGUGAAAGAAGUCUUGCAGGAAUGCAAAACUGUAGCAUUAAAGAGAAGAAAGGCAAGUUCUCGCCUAGAAAACCUCGGAAUUCCUGAAGAAGAGCUUUUAAGACAACAGCAAGAAUUAUUUGCAAAAGUAAGACUUUGCUCAGUUCUCAAAUCAUUGUUCUGUGAUUGAAAUGUACACAACGUUACUUGUGCUACAGAAUUGUUGCAUUGUGACACUAUUAACAAACUUCUCACCUGAUACAUAACAAGGUUUAAAAAGGUAGUUUAGGCUUAAAGAAACAUUCCAUACUCCCUCCCCGUGUAUUUUGUCAAGCUGUUUAACAACUUACCUGGGUUUCGCCAGGUGCCCUUGCCAGCAUCCUCUACUUAAUGAUCCUACUAGCAAGAGAAUCCUGUUGGCUCCAAGUGCGCUAAGUACAUCCACUAUGAUUAUCUGAGAGCAUCACCUGAGACCCAGGUAAGUUUUUAGACUAUUCUAUGGUUUGACAAAUUACACUGAGAGGGAGUUGGCACUUCAGCGGGCUGUAGGUGUUAUGGAGCUUGAAGUAUUCCUUUAAAAGCAAAAUUGGGAACAUAGCCUUGAACAAUCUUUCCACUUCCUCUAUUUUGGCCAAACGUGCAUUUCCCCUACAAGUUUCCUCUAAGAGUAUAUUCUAAAGCUGUGACAGAGUUUAUGCUGAUAACACCUUGACAUACAUUGACAGUCAUCACUUGAUAAUUUGCCCAACCACCUUUCACAAAGGCAUAAAAGUGUAACUAGUGUUUGCAAAGAAAUGUGCUAUAAACCUGGGCACACUGUGUGUCAAGUAUCAGGCCAUCUAAUAAGCCUUUCUUAAUCCUUGCUCAGUUGUGGAGGCCCCAGGUUCUAGUUGGCUGCUUGCAUCAUAUACUCUCACAAGCCAUUUACUAUGUAAUUGACAUGGUGAAUUUAAAAAAAAUUAAUAAUUUGAUGUUAGCCUGGAUUCUUCCUAUACUUAUUAAAAAAUAGGCUAUAUGUGUCUCAUAAAUUAUUUAAUAUUAAGCUACAGUAUACAAUGCAUAAUUUACUUUAACUUUAUUGGAUAUAUAUUUGCUGUAUUGUUUCACAUUGAAUUAUGAGGAUAGAUUUUUCUGCUGACAAUCCACCUUAAAGGGACACUAUAGUCACCUGAACACCCUCAGAUUAAUGAGGUUGUUCAGGUGAGAACUAUAGCUCUAUGCAGCAUUUCUCCUGUAAACACUGUAUUUUCUGAGAAAAUACAGUGUUUACAUUGAAAGCUAGGAACUCCUCCAGUUUCAGUCACUCAGAGUGAACCAGAGGGACUUCGGAGUUGAUGGAGGCAUAAUAUGCCUCCAUCCACUCAGAUCUGCUGUGCAUGAGCAUCCUGUGAUUCAGUAUCUCCUCCCACUGCAUGCAGACACUGAACUUUCCUCAUAGAGAUUCAUUGAUUCAAUUAAUCUCUAUGAGGAGAUGCUGAUUGGCCAGGGCUGUGUUUGAAUCAUGCUGGCUCUGCCCUUGAGCUGCUUCCUUGUCAGUCUCAGUCAAUCCUAUGGGGAAGAACUGUGAUUGGAUCAGACUAUUACGUCAGCAGACUGCUUGUUUUUCCUGAGUCUAACAGCAUGCAGAUUUACAGCUUCUGGCUUGAAUACAGUAAGAUUUUUACUAUAUUUAUGGAGGCAAGAGGGGCCCAGGGGGGGCUACAUGGUCAUGUUAACACUAUAGGGUCAGGAAUACAUGGAGUUGAAUUGGUGACUAUAGUGUCCCUUUAAGGACGAGACUCAACUUCACAAACCUGUGUAGUAAUGUAUUAAAGUUAAAAUUUACUCUCUUUCCAGGCCAGACAGCAGCAAGCAGAAUUGGCUCAGCAGGAAUGGUUGCAGAUGCAACAAGCGGCCCAGCAAGCACAGCUUGCAGCAGCAUCUGCCAGUGCAUCGAAUCAAGCAGGGUCCUCUCAGGAUGAAGAGGAAGAUGACAUCUAAAUUUUCCCUGCUGAAUUUCAAUCCACCUUUCUGAAUAAUUUUCGCCUGCACAAUGAAAAACCAUGAAAAAAAAAACGCUUACUUGUAAAAUUUUUUUUUUAAUGCAUCUUGGUGGACUGGUCAUUCAUAUUCUAGGGAUAUGUGUUUAAGUCUCAACUGUUGUAUGCUUUGUACACAUCAAAACGCCUGUUUGAAGUGUCAAUAAUCCAAGGUUCAGUAUCAUAUCAAUAGAGAAUUUUUAAUGGUCUUUAAGAAAAUUUUAUAUUAGCAACAAGUCAUUAACUUGAACAAUAAGCAGUGUUAAAUUCAAAUACAACUUUAUUAAAUAUAGUGAGAUUUAUAUAGAAGCUCUAAGAACAUAUUUCCUUUUUCCCUUUUAACUGAAUUUAAAUCUUAGGGAUUUUUUUUUAAUUUUGAGGUUGGGGUUGGGGAUGGGGCAUGAAUUAAACAACGUUAAUAGAUAUUUUUCAAUGUUAAAUUUUACGGGAGGAUGUAAAACCUUUGUAAAGGUCAAUAAAAAUGUGUACUUUGUACCAUUCCUGCCAACAACUAUCAAUUUAGUGUUUGUAAAAAAAAGAAAAAGAAAAGGUACAACAGUCGUCAUAUUUGGGUCUUGAGGGUUCAUUUUUAGGAUAUAUUUUUUUGCAGGGCCCGCUAAGAGUUAAAGGAAAUUCAUUCAGUAUUGCUGUGUGAUUUUACAACAACAAAUACUUGUUUAAAUUUGACAUGGGGUGAAAAAACUAUUUAAUAAGGCCUUAUACAUCUCCUCCAAAGUCCCCCCCAGCUCCCUCAAUCCUAAACUUUAGGUUACUUUGUUUUCAAAUUACUGUUCAAGACACAGCUUACUGGUAAAGAUGUUGCACUUUUUUAUUUUGUUUGUUUUAAAUGAUUACUGUAUUAUCCUGGUUAACAUUUAGCAAACUUAACCAACAUUACCAAUUAAGAGUUUAAGUGGUACUUGUUUAAGUUGUGCAGUCAUAUUGUAUUCAAGGAUAUUUAUGUUAAUUUGUUGGCAGACCACUUAUCUGAAAUGUGAAUACAGUAAUGAUACAUUUCAUUAUAUUAUUGGAUGAACUAAUGAUUUUUUUCCAUGUAAAAUGUUGGCUUCCUUCUCACUCUCAUGAAUAUCUGAUGUCACUGAGCACCAAAUUAACAAGGCCGUAAAUACGUAGACUCAAAACAUAAAAAAAUUGAGAAGUAAACUCAAUAUUUUAUGGGUGUCUGAUCAUCCUUUAUCAAAUUAGACAUACAAUAUUGGCUUUUGUUGGAUCAGAUAAAAUAUUCCUGCUUUGUCACCAUCUUGUCACUGUUUAAAAUAGUCAGCCAUGCGUUAGAUCAUGAUUUUUCAGUGACUGCUGAUCAAAGUCUCAAUUUUGAAUUUUAGUUUUGUUAUUUAAAAAAAUAAAUAAAAAAAAAUGGGGGUGGGGCAGUCGGGUAAGAGGAAAAAUUGAAAUGCCUGUGAAGUUUAAAGUUUAACUUUUUCUUUCUUUUUUUUUUUUUUUGUUUUUUAAGGGGCACUUUCAUAAUUGUAUUUUUCCUCUUUGUGCCUUUUAAACAUUGUGAAGCAUGGAAUAAUUUUGUAGACAGUGUUUUUUUUUUUUUUUUUUUUUUUUAUUAUUUAAGAUCCAUGAGGUGCCUGCUUUCCUCAAGUCUGUUUUAUAAAAUAGUGUCACUGGUUUUUCCGUAGGGAUUUGUUUGCCGUGGGUGUCAAACUCCGAUUUUCCAUGGUGAUAAUUUGCACAAGUAUUGCUAAUAGUAAGUGGAGGGUAAGAAAUCUUUUUAAAUUUGGAGAAUAACCGUGCUUGAGAACUGAGCUUGGCACCAUGAAUUUUCAUCAAACAAGAUAUGAUUUUAAGUUUUCUCAAAGGCAGAGUAGGCUCUAAAAAAAGUAAUUUGUGAUAUACGUGUGGAACUUUAAGAAACAAUCAUGAUGGUUUCCCUUUAAAUAUCUAAUGUCUAGACCAACAUCUCACAAUAAAGUAACUGGCUUAUGGUGUAAUCUUAAACUGGUUGGUCCCAUUAAUUUUUAUGAAAUAUCUGUUUUUUCUAAACGUAGUGACAUUCUGUAACUAAGGGAUUUACAGAUUUAACAGGUGGGAUUAGAGAUUUAUUCAUGUAAGAGUUGAAAACCGUUGCAAAAUCACAGCUGGAGUGGGGGUAAAACCCAAUUACAUUUUAACACUGUGGUCUAACUUUUCCAACUGUCCCAACUCCCUACCGAUGACUGCAGUGAAUAAAUAUAUGGGUUAAUAGAAACUGCAAAAAAGUGAGUUGCAUAAGGCUUUUGUGCCAAUAACAGAUAACCUUUUUAAAAUGUGGACAAUCUGUCCUGUUAUUUUGUUAAAGAUCCUAAUGAUACAACCCAAGUUAUCUUUUUAAUAUGUCAAUGAAUGUUUGGUCUUUGUGACAUAUUUUCUUUAUUUUUUUUUAUUUUUAUCCCCCAACCAUUUAUGCUGUAUUUUUCAAGCAAUAAAACCUUUUUUGUGUUUUUUAAUAUGUCAAAUAUGUUCAGGGUAUGGCUUUUUAUUUUGUGUGGAAUAUCAGUGCUAUAUUUGCAAAUACUAUUAAUCCUAUUUUAGAUAAGGUAUGGUAUGGAGUUAAAGCAUGAAUACAAAUGCGAAUCCCAUAAACUACACAGGAUAUUCUAUAUAAGGGGAAUACUAAAAUUGUCAAAGUACAGAAUGCUAAACCCUGCUAUCGUUAGUUUUUUUUUUUUUUCCUUGCUUAAUUAAAGUUAAGUUUCACAUGGAAUUGGGGGAAAGUGGCAGGCGAUAUGUUAUUAUUUAAGAUGCGUGCCAUGUCCUUUCCUGUCAAUUGAGCACAUGCAGAGUUGCUAUAUCACCCUAUUUGCAUUACAUGGAUGGAAUUAUGUAGUAUUGGAAAACAUGACAAUCUGAGAAUCCUUAUCAACCAAGACAAGCUGUCUCUCUUCAAGAGUUUCUUACUGCACUUGCAAUUAGAGAAAAAUUCAGUGUUACAUAUCGUAGAAGGAGCAGGGAGUAAUUUGUUGCAGAAUGUGGGAUUUCUCUGUCAAAUUUUAGAAGAAAAUACUAUCUGUAUUGCAUCCAUUGGAUAGUAUGUUUUUUGUGCAUUUUGAAGGAGCACUCCAAGCACUUAUUUAACUUGCAUGUAUGUUAAAACUCAGGUGUGACAACUUUACAUGGCUGUAAAAGCACAUGUACUACCAUGCACCGUAGCACUAGGACCCACUGAUGUCAAUGCAAGUACUUGUAGUAACACCGUACAUGUCUAAAUGCUUUCAAGAGAGUUUUAAAAUCUGUCACAUUCGCACACUAAUCAUGUCGGCUAAACACACAAUGCUAUUCCAGUGUAUGUAUGAGCACAACACAAAUUGCCUGAAAAAGGUUGUUACUUCCUUCUAGCUGCUUAGUGACAGUAAAUAUUGAAGUAGCAUGAAAGCCAAAUAAAACAGACUAACAUAUAUAUUUUUUUUUUUGUGCAUUGUCUUCAUAGUUUAGUAAAUACAUCCUGGAGUGUUCCUUGAAAUAGAAGCAGCUUUGUAGAUGGGAACCAUUUUAUGUUACUAUUUAAACAAGAGAAAACACAAGUCACAAUUGUGAACUUUUUAUUCUACACAUUUUAAACCAAUAUUUUAUAUUUCACUGAGAUUUGCUGAAAAAGAAGUGAACAAUAUGUGCUGUCCAUUUAGUGAAGGGUAAUACAAACAAAACCCAGUUUUGUUUUAAGGGGACACUAUCAUGAAAAAAAGGUUUUGUAAAUUUAUGUGAUGUAGAGUAGAUUGGUGACACAAAGGCGGCAUCAACACAGAUGUUUGGAAUUAUUUUGUUUGCUGCUAAUUGUGAUGAAAAUAGAUGACUAAAGCUACAGGGAGGUGAUUCCAAAGAAAUUUAGCUUAAUAGAAAGUGAUUUGUGAGUUGCUUGCAGCUCAACAGGAUUUAUAUGACAUAUAGCAUAAAUAAUUAAGAUCUAUAUUCAGGAAUUUCAGUUGAUAUCUGCUGUCUAUAUUGCACUCAAACUAUUUGUUUAAAUAUAAAGUAUACAUUUUCAUAAUGUGUCAGACAUUACAUAAAUACAAAGUAUCUAUUUUCAUUCAAAGCUUCAUGUAAAUAAUUAGCUUUUCUAGUUCUAUUAAAAAACAAAAAAAACAAUUUCUAAUAAACCAAGGAGGUUUUUGUCACAUAGUUCAUUUCAUUGAUCAGCUGAUUUCUGUCAAUAGAAACCUUUUGUGUGUGUGUGUGUUUAAGUGAACUUAACUUACCUGCAUGUAGAUAAAGUUACAUGCAAAAUUAUUUUCACAUACCUUUAACUCAAAUCAAAAUGUGCCCCGGGAUGGAUUGUCAUACUUUCUAAAGUUUUUUUUUUUUGCAUUUUUUUUUAAUGUUCAUAUAUCCCAAAUAUUUAACAAAUCUAUCAGCACCCUGUCAGUUGUCAAAAUAAAUAUCAGCAUAGUGACCUCCCAUCAAAUCAUUUUUAUGGAAGCAGAGGUAAUCAAUAUAAUAAGUAGAGAAGUGCUAAAUAAUUAUUUUGAAAGAACGUGAAGAACUUAAACUAUUUGCAUUAUUAUCGUACCCCCCUCCCCCACCCCCAUUAGUUAUUUAAUCCUGUCUACUAAUUUUUGACUCUACACAUAAACCUCUUAAUAAAAUAAUCAACACAUUUCCAAUGUGUAGAAACCAAAUUUGGAGUUAACAAUGCAUCAUUCAAGGUGUGUGUUGUGUCCCUAUUCAGUUUUUUUUUUUUAUUUAUUUUUAAAUCUCCUUAUCAUUCAUGCUGUAUUAUUCAAGCAAUAAAACAUUGUGUUUUAUAAUGUUUUGUAUUUAAUCUAAAAUGUAUUUCUUACUUCAAUGGGAG
This is a messenger RNA of Pelobates cultripes (western spadefoot toad), 17304 nucleotides long. Lineage: Eukaryota; Metazoa; Chordata; Amphibia; Anura; Pelobatidae. The record is from the annotation of a GenBank genome assembly.